CCAUUUUGGCUUCGUCGCCCCCCCUGGCGCCCCGUGGGCGCCUGCGCGGCUGCCCGGGGCCCCGGCCGCCGCAUGGGCUCCUCGCCGUCCAGCGAGGGGUGCGGGCCUGCGGCCGCCACGGACAGUGCGACGGAGGGGCCGUGCGGGCAGAUGUGGCUCAACGAUGCCUCCCGAACGCCGACCGCGGCCUGGCUGUCGGGCUCCGCGCCGUCCCAGGAGGCCAAGCCCCGCGCGCCCGUCGAGCCCCGCCGGUCGACGCUGCUGAGCACGCCGGCGCCCGCGGAGGGCAGCCCGACGAAGGCC
Messenger RNA from Prorocentrum cordatum, 303 nucleotides. NCBI's taxonomy places the organism in Eukaryota, Dinophyceae, Prorocentrales, Prorocentraceae. The record is from the annotation of a GenBank genome assembly.